Molecule: messenger RNA, 1908 nt
Organism: Fusarium graminearum PH-1
Lineage: Eukaryota; Fungi; Ascomycota; Sordariomycetes; Hypocreales; Nectriaceae
Product: GTP-binding protein 1
Exons: 4
Coding region: 1-1908 (635 amino acids)
Biological process (GO): translational elongation
Molecular function (GO): GTP binding; translation elongation factor activity; GTPase activity
Source: RefSeq, a predicted model, not a curated record
AUGUCAACAACGAAGCCAUUGGCGCAUGAGAAGCGCAAGGGCGAAUCUGUCGGUACACCUUCAGCAAAAGGAUAUCACGGGAACCAGAAGCUCACAACAGGCCAACAGGCUCUUAGCGACUUCGCCGAAUACGUAGAGCAACAGCAGAAUCUACGGUAUCCCACAGCCAAGACAAUAGCUGUCGCGACCACCGAAAUCACCGACGCAAAUACCGAACAUCACGAAGAGCUUGAUGAAUUGUUCGACAAUCUAGAUCUUGCCGAUUCAGCGCCUCGAGUUCCUCUCAAGCAACUUCUUCUUGAAUCGGGCGAGGACGAAGAUGAUGAGAAUCUAAAGCAAUUGGAGAACCUCGUAUCCGACCGGUUAGACGAAGGUUUUGGUGAAUGUGUCUUUGAGAUCGGAUACGAGAGUCAUGGCGAGUCAAUGAACUUGACACUUGAUCAAUGGAACCAUGCGUACAAGACAUUACAAAGAGCAGCAAAGAGAGUGCGCGCUGAUUGCGAUCUCUUGCUGACCAAGAAUGUCGGCGGCGAUGUUGAGGCCGCAAGCACCAGCGCCGGUCCGGUGAAGGACAAGAGUUGCAGCGGCAAGGUUCUCAUACGGCAGACUCCUUCUACAAUAGAGGAUGUUAUUGAAACAAGAAUAGCAGUAGUCGGAAACGUCGAUGCCGGCAAGAGUUCCAUGUUAGGCGUGCUCGUCAAGGGUGAUCUUGACGACGGACGAGGAAGGGCGCGAGUUAACCUCUUUCGACACAAGCAUGAGAUUGAAACUGGCCGAACUAGCUCUGUCGGUAUGGAGAUCAUGGGCUUUGACACAACAGGCCACGUUAUCACCUCGGAUACUCCAGGACGCAAACUUUCUUGGGAAGAAAUCGGCAAGCGCAGCGCAAAGGUUAUCACUUUUACUGACUUGGCUGGCCACGAGAAGUACCUUAGAACAACCGUGUUUGGUUUGCUCUCCAGUAGCCCAAAUUACUGUCUGCUUAUGGUGGCAGCUAACAAUGGUCUUAUCGGUAUGAGCAAGGAGCAUCUUGGAAUUGCCCUGGCUCUCAACGUCCCCGUCAUGGUUGUUGUUACCAAGAUUGAUAUCUGCCCACCCAACAUUUUGGAGCAAACGUUAACACAGAUCACCAAAAUCAUGAAGAGUCCCGGUGCUCGCAAAAUCCCGACAUUCAUCAAGACGCGCGAGGAGUGUAUCAACACAGCCACACAGUUCGUCAGUCAGAGAAUAUGCCCAGUGUUCCUUGUUUCCAAUGUUACGGGCGAGAAUCUGGAUCUGGUCAGGACGUUCUUGAAUAUUCUCCCUCACCAUGGACGUUACAAUUCUGAUGCACCAUUCGAAUUCCAUGUCAACGACACUUUCUCGGUGCCUUUCACAGGAACCGUCGUGUCCGGCAUCAUCAAGUCCGGCGUGAUCCACGAAGGCGACAACGUCCUUAUUGGACCCGACUCGUUGGGGCAGUUCAUCUCUACAGGUGUUAAGUCAAUUGAACGCAAGAGGAUAAGAGUACCCGCUGCGUCAGCGGGCCAGUCUGCCUCUUUUGCUCUCAAGAAGGUCAAGCGCAAAGAUGUGAGGAAGGUCCUUAUUCUCUCCCAUGCCACCACCAUCAAGACCAAAUAUCAGGCUAUGCUGCAUGUUGGUCCCGUUUCUCAGACCUGUGCGAUAAUUGACAUCGACCGAGAGCUCAUUCGCACAGGAGAUCGCGCAACAGUUGCAUUCCGCUUCGUUCAACGCCCUGAGUAUCUUGCUCCAGGAGAUAGGCUUCUCUUCCGCGAAGGCCGCACCAAGGGCCUUGGCAUAGUCAAGUCUGUCGGUUACGACCCUGAGCACCCAUUGAUGCCCAGCAAGGAUGGCGACAAGGAGAAGGAGAAGCAGCCUGUCAACUCCGAGGUUAGUGUUGGGGCCUGA